AUGAUCAUGGGAAAGUCGCCUUGUCGGAUCUUGGUCAUGGCUUCCGGCCAUGGCUCGAACUUCCAAGCCCUCAUUGAUGCCAUAGCUGUUGGUGGGCUUCCAGAUAGCCGCAUUAUUUCUCUCAUCACGAAUCGGAAGAAUGCACAUGCAACUGCUCGAGCGGAGAAAGCAGGCAUCCCUUGGGAGUACUUUAAUCUGAUCAGUCACGGGUUCUUGCAAAGGGGAGAGUCAGAUGAGCAGAAGGUGACUGAGGGGCGUCAGAAUUACGAUUCUACGCUGGCUGCAAGAAUACUCUCAGAGAGCCAAGAAAAGCCUGAGUUAAUUGUUCUCGCCGGUUGGAUGCACGUCUUCUCAACUUCGUUCCUGGAGCCUCUCGAGAAGGCAGGGGUGAAGAUUAUCAAUCUUCAUCCGGCUCUACCAGGAGAAUUCGAUGGGGCCAGGGCGAUUGAGCGAGCUUUCGAAGAGCUCAAGGCUGGCCGCAUCAAACGCACAGGUAUAAUGGCCCACUACGUUAUUGACGAAGUGGAUAGGGGCGAGCCUAUUAUUACUCAAGAAAUUGAGUGGAACGGGGAAGAUUUGGAAGACUUGGAGAAAAAGAUUCACUCCUAUGAGCACAGUUUGAUUGUGAGGGCGACGGCAAUGGUGGCGAAGGCGAUCAUAGACAGAAGGGACACAUAA
Verticillium nonalfalfae is the source of this 678-nucleotide messenger RNA. RefSeq lists its product as uncharacterized. Gene Ontology annotation, molecular function: phosphoribosylglycinamide formyltransferase activity. Gene Ontology annotation, biological process: 'de novo' IMP biosynthetic process. The transcript is spliced from 3 exons. The record is from RefSeq and is a predicted model, not a curated record. Gene Ontology annotation, cellular component: cytoplasm. Lineage: Eukaryota; Fungi; Ascomycota; Sordariomycetes; Glomerellales; Plectosphaerellaceae. The coding region runs from base 1 to 678 and encodes 225 amino acids.